AGAGAAGGAGAAAACAUGGCAGUCGCCAUUACGGGAAAACGUCGAAAGUGCACAGUUUAAUCAAUUUCGGCUGUUCCGUUUAAAAUUUUCGGAUUGAAACCCGUCGCAAAAUGCGUCUUAUCGUGUGAAUUUCGGCGCACCGCGUCACGUUCAAUCGUUUGCCAUGAUCAUUUCAAUCAAAACUCAUUCCAUUCCAUAAAUUAUGCACAGUGAAAUAAUGAAUGCGAUCAAUAGAAAGAAAACUAUUCUAUUUUAUUCUGCGUGGAAUCCGUUAUCAACAUCAUAGUGAGAUCGGAAAGAAAAAUUUUAAACCAAGUGAAGUGAUUAGUGCGCUUAAAGAUUAAACUGAAAUUUGCUAAACAGUGAACGAACUAUCAUAUGCGUGGUGAAAGUGGAUAGACCCAUUUCCGAGACAAAGAAGGUGCGCGGGUCGAGCGAGCAGCUUUUUCCAUUCUGCCUAUCAUAACCACCGCCUACGCCACCACCAGUGCUACUAGUGAGACUGGAACGGGGGUCGACAGAGAGGAGAUUCGACAGGCACAAUCUUGCCGCUGCUGUCACCGAAGCCGUCGUUGUCGUAUCGGACAAACGGCCCAUAGGUUUACGGGCGAGUUUGGGGAAUAAAAAGUUUUGCUGCCAAAAUGAGCCGAAUGGCGCAGAAAAAAGAAGGCAAAAUGCGGAUUCGGGCUUUCCCGAUGACAAUGGACGAGAAGUAUGUUGAAUCCAUCUGGUCCCUGUUGAAGAAUGCUAUCCAGGAGAUUCAGAAAAAGAACAAUUCGGGCCUGUCGUUCGAGGAGUUGUACCGUAAUGCAUACACCAUGGUUCUUCACAAGCACGGCGAACGGCUGUACACAGGCCUCAAGGAUGUUGUUACGCAGCAUCUGGAGACCAAGGUCAGGGACGAGGUGCUACGCAGCUUCAAUUGCAACUUUUUGCAGACGCUCAACCAGUCGUGGAACGACCAUCAGACAUCGAUGGUAAUGAUUCGGGACAUUCUUAUGUACAUGGACCGGGUGUACGUGCAGCAGAACGAUGUGGACAAUGUUUAUAAUCUGGGACUUAUAAUUUUUCGUGAUCAGGUUGUACGAUACGGCCGAAUCCGGGAUCACAUGAGAGAAACUCUGCUAAAUAUGGUCAUGUGCGAGCGAAAGGGUGAAGCCAUUGAUCACAUUGCAAUCAAGAACGCUUGCCAAAUGUUGAUGGUCCUUGGGAUUAACAGUCGAUGGGUGUAUGAGGAGGAUUUUGAAAGGCCAUUCCUUACACAAUCAGCCGCCUUUUACAAACUGGAAUCGCAGAAGUUUCUUUCGGAAAACAGUGCCAGUGUGUAUAUCCGACGAGUAGAAGCACGCAUAACUGAAGAAGCCGAAAGGGCCAAACUGUAUCUAGACGAGAGCACGGAAUGUCGGAUUGUCGAGGUAGUAGAAGACGAGCUCAUCAAGAAACACAUGCGCACGAUAGUCGAAAUGGAAAACUCUGGUGUGGUAUACAUGCUGAAAAAUACCAAAACAGAGGAUUUGGCUUGCAUGUACAAGUUGUUCUCACGCGUAAAUGGUGGACUGAAAACGAUUGCCGAUUGCGUGUCGCAACACCUGCGCUCGAUGGGUAAAAAUCUGGUGAAAGAAGAAGACAGUGGAACGAAUCCGAUUACGUUCGUGCAAAAUUUGUUGGACUUGAAGGACCGAUUUGAUCAUUUCCUGCAUCACUCAUUCAACAAUGACAAAAUCUUCAAGAACAUGAUUUCGUCUGAUUUUGAGCAUUUCCUCAACUUGAACAGUAAAUCGCCGGAGUAUCUGUCACUGUUUAUAGACGACAAGUUGAAAAAGGGCUGCAAAGGGAUGUCUGAGCAAGAAAUUGAAACGAUAUUGGAUAAAACAAUGGUAUUAUUCAGAUAUUUGUUGGAAAAGGACGUGUUCGAACGAUACUACAAGGCGCAUCUAGCGAAGCGAUUGCUACUGAACAAAUCGGUCAGCGAUGAUUCGGAAAAGAAUAUGAUAUCCAAAUUAAAGACUGAAUGCGGUUGUCAAUUUACCUCAAAAUUGGAAGGCAUGUUCAAGGAUAUGUCGGUAUCUAACACGGUGAUGGAGGAAUUCAAGAACCAUAUCAGCAACGAUCCUUCCGCGCUGGAUGGUGUUGAACUGUCCGUUCGAAUCCUCACGACGGGCUUCUGGCCAACACAGUCUGCAACGCCAAAUUGCAAUAUUCCGCUAGCGCCUCGACGGGCGUUUGAAACAUUCAAACGUUUCUACUUGGCGAAACAUUCAGGACGGCAACUCACGUUACAACCACAACUCGGCACCGUUUAUAUGAACGCGGAAUUCUACGGAGUCAAAGCGGAAAAAGAAACUACAGAAGGUGGCUGUAGUAGUACUGCUGUCGUUGCCGGAUCAUCCGCUCCGACCAUGUCCCUCGGUGCUGCAAGAAAGCACGUCCUACAGCUCUCAACUUAUCAGAUGUGCGUUCUGAUGCUGUUCAACAAUCGUGAACGUUUGACGUACGACGAGAUACAACAGGAAACGGACAUACCAGGAAAGGAUCUGAUCCGAGCGUUGCAGUCAUUGUCGAUGGGUAAACAACAGCAGAGGUUGUUGGUGCGGACGCCCAAAUCAAAGGACAUUGAGCCGACGAAUGUGUUCUACGUGAAUGAUGCCUUUGUGUCUAAAUUCCACAAGGUUAAAAUUCAAACUGUAGCAGCCAAGGGUGAGUCAGAACCUGAGCGUAAAGAAACCCGCAGCAAAGUGGAUGAGGACCGGAAACAUGAGAUCGAAGCAGCGAUCGUGAGAAUAAUGAAAGCACGAAAGAAAAUGGCUCACAAUCUGCUGGUAUCGGAUGUGACCACACAGCUGAAGAGCAGAUUUAUGCCCUCUCCGGUGAUUAUCAAAAAGAGAAUAGAGGGAUUAAUCGAGCGUGAAUAUUUGGCGCGGACGCCCGAAGAUAGGAAGGUUUAUGUUUAUUUAGCUUAAAAUUGUCAACCCGAAAUGGCUUGCAAUUUGCGACACCAGCUGAAACGUGGUGUUGUGUCCUACAGGAUUCGAUUCACUCUCACACAAACAGACAUCAUUCUUCACACACACACUCACAUACAUGAAUCAGUCAUUCAUCUUAACGCAACUCAACACUCGGUAGCCAUGGUUUACAUUCAUCGAAUUAUCUCAUUCAAUUAGAAGUGCGUCAGAUGAAUAAAAAUAUAGAAAGUAGGGCUAACGAAACCGAGAAAGAUGUGUUAUCCGUUGAACUGUGACAAAAAUAUGAAGUUAACUUGGGGCGAGUUGAUCUAGGCCAUUAACAUGCCUAGAAAAUCGCCAUUAAAAGUCAGCAGCUUUGGAAAUAUGUCAUUGAAAAUUUGUAAAGUUUUCCUCAAAUAUAUGCUCAUUCAAACUAUUUUAGGAAGAUUGAAAUCAGUCCUCCCAAUGCUUCCUACAUAUUCUUUUUACAUUAUUGGAUCUUUGCCGUUACAAUUAGAAGUUGUGAUCCUUUGUUAUUUCUGUUUGAUUCAUUUUCCUGUACAGUACGAAUAAACAAAGAAUUUGUUUUCAGCAUUUAAUUCAUCUGUGUUGCUUGCGAUCUUUCAUAAUUAACAGUGUUUUGUUUUUUCCUUAUUGGCGCAAUGAGCAACUUUGCAAAAUAUGAGGAAAUGAAACAAUAAAUAGUUAAAUACUUAUGACGAAUUUUUGAAAAGCAAAUUAAACACAACCACUACUAGGAUGCUGCGAUAUAAAUCGAAAAAAUGAAGGGGAAGUUUUAACAAGAAAGAGAGGGAAACAUUUUUGAACAAGAUAUCUGCAAACUCUGAUGCGAAAUAAAGAUUGCAUAUUAUAUAGUAAUUAAAAUAAUUUAAUUAUUGAAUUUGAAAAUAUGAAAUGAAUAAAUAUAGAGAAUAGAGAGAUAAAAGUCGAAGCGUAAAA
Molecule: messenger RNA, 3902 nt
Organism: Armigeres subalbatus
Lineage: Eukaryota; Metazoa; Arthropoda; Insecta; Diptera; Culicidae
Gene: Cul3
Product: cullin-3
Exons: 11
Coding region: 642-2960 (772 amino acids)
Biological process (GO): protein ubiquitination; ubiquitin-dependent protein catabolic process
Cellular component (GO): Cul3-RING ubiquitin ligase complex
Molecular function (GO): ubiquitin protein ligase binding
Source: RefSeq, a predicted model, not a curated record